Messenger RNA from Rhizophagus irregularis DAOM 181602=DAOM 197198, 1294 nucleotides. RefSeq lists its product as uncharacterized. The record is from RefSeq and is a predicted model, not a curated record. NCBI's taxonomy places the organism in Eukaryota, Fungi, Glomeromycota, Glomeromycetes, Glomerales, Glomeraceae.
CAUUAUUGCACACUUUCACAAAAAAAAAAUUUUUUUAAAUAAAAAAAAAAAUAAAAAUGUUAAACAAGGAUAUUCUUUAUUUGAUAUUUGAAGAACUUCAAGAUAAUGAAAAGAUUCUUCUUCGUUCAUGUAUUUUUGUUAAUAAAACAUGGUGUGAAACAAGUAUUCCAAUUUUAUGGAGAGAUCCUUGGAAAUGUUUAAAGAGAGAUAAAGAAAAAUCAUUAAUAAAUGUAUUAAUUUCACAAUUAUCAGAAGAUUCAAGAAAUAUAUUAAAAAAACGUAAAUUAUUAAAAAAAUCAUAUCGUCAUCAAAAACCUUUAUUUAAUUAUAUAAGUUUUUGUAGACAUUUGAAUUUAGAAGUAAUUCAAAGGAUGAUUUUUAAUAAUUAUAGAAGUUAUAAAAAAUCAAAAAUAUCACUUAUUCAAAAAGAAAUAUUUAAUUUAUUAAUUAAUGAGAAUAUGAAAAUUACUCAUCUUUAUAUACCUAAUAAAUUUGAUUAUCAAAUAAAUCUUAUUCCUGGAAUUAAACGUUGCUUUUCAGAAAUUGAAUUUUUACGUUGUAAUACUAGUAUAAAUGAUAAGGUUAUGGCUGGAAUAUCUUUAGUAAAUUUGAAAACAUUGGAAUUGGAUAAUGAUUAUUAUAGAAUCUUGACUGGAAAUUAUUUAGAGAAUUUAUCUUUACAUCGUUUAAAAAUUUUAACUGCGAGUCGUGUACCAAUAAAUACUUUAACAAAUCUAAUUGAAAAUACUAAUGGACAUCUUACUGAAAUAAUAAUUGAAUAUGUAAGUCAUGAUAAUAUUAGUAAUAAAAAAAUUAUUCAAGUUAUUUAUCAAAAUUGUCCAAAUCUUAAAUAUCUUAAAUUAUUAUUUAGAAAUAGUAAUAUUAUUGAAUUAGAAAAUUUAUUAAUUAAUUGUAAAUAUUUAGAAGGUUUGUUUAUUAUUGGUAGUACAGCAGAUGCAUUUGAUUGGGAUAAAUUAUUUGAAAUAUUAACUAAAUCUUCUCCUAUUAGUUUAUUUAAAUUUAAAAUUUAUUCUUAUAUACCUCCAAAAUUAGAUUCCUUAAAAUUAUUUCUUGAUAAUUGGAAAAAUAGAUUUCCUAUGUUAUUACAAGUAGGUCGAAUGAAAGAUACAAAAGAUUUGGUAGAAAAAUAUAAAGAGGUGGGAAUAAUUAAAAAAUACAAAAAUUGUUUAUACGGUAAAGAUUUUGAAUGGAUUUAAAUGAAAUUAUUUUUUAAUGGAAAUAAUGGAGUUUUUUUUUUUUUUUAUCGAAUAUUUUAAAAAUUUUUAUAUUAAAU